AUGCCUCACGAUACAUUCAACCCGACUAGCCUGUGGGCCAACUCGACCGGACUGGUCGUUGCCAUCAUUGUAUGUCUGAUGACUGCUGCCUUCAGCCGCUGGUUUGUCUCGCCCGCCCCGAAAACGCCAAAGGCACGCAAGAGCCUGACUUUCCGGGUCGACGACAUCCCAAACGACGAUUACGACGACUUCGAUCAGAAGUUGAUAUCAGUUGCCAAGCAGGAUCCGGCUUUACACGACAUUGCCAACACAUUUGUUCGUCGUUCUUUGAGCCGCAAGGACAAGACCUCUUUUUGUGCGACGGUAUCGGCCACAACGGAUCUAUCGGGAAAAGAGCUGUGUGUACGAUUAAGUCAAGCGGGAAAGAGCUACCGAUACAGCUUUAGUUGCGAUUUCAGUGGUAUAACACCCCUAUUCGAGGAUGAAAAUGGCGCAGCCGUGGAUAUUGUCGCGGUACCCGGUCUCGGAAGUCAUGCUCUCGGUUCUUGGAAAUCACCCACCGGCGAUGAAGUUUGGUUACGCGAUUUUCUACCGAAGGAUAUCCCCAACAUUCGAGUGUUGCUCUACGGCUACGACACAUCACUACCAGGCAGCCUUUCCAAGCAGUCAAUACAGGACUUGGGCAAAAUGCUGUUGGAACACAUUGCCGCCUUCCGCGCGAAUGAUGGGACCACACGCCGGCCGCUCAUCUUCAUUGGCCAUAGCCUUGGCGGACUUCUCAUCAAAGAGGCACUUAUUCGCGCUGGCAAACCGCAGAGUGAGGCAAUUGCUGACCUCUCUUUUGCGUGUUAUGCACUGUUGUUCUUUGGUGUUCCCAACCUCGGCCUGCGCAAUGACCAGCUCAGAACCCUUGUUGAGGGUCAACCAAACGAAGCUUUAAUUCAGGACCUCCUUGUCGAUAAUGACUCAGAACCAUCGACCUUUCUCAAAAGACUAGCCGACCAAUUCUCUGAGAGCUGCAAGAACCAAUAUCGCGUGAUAUCCUUUUUCGAGCGCAUGCUCAGUCCAACUCUAAUGCGUGACAAUCAAGGCAAUUGGCAAAAGAAUGGUGAACCUUCUUUGCUGGUCACAGAGAAAUCUUCCACCGCCACAGACUUGGUAGCCGUGGCUGAUCAAGAUAGCAUACCCCUCAACACGGACCAUUCAGGCCUCGUUAAAUACAGCUCCAAAAGCCAGGGCGAGUAUACCAUUGUGAGAAUGAGAAUCGGGGAUUGCGUCAAGAAGGCGGAGAAAAUUGUGACUGAACGAUUUGACUAUCACAGCUUUGAUCAGGCACCUUCGAAAAAUAGGGAAGAAUGUAUGAAAUCACUGGCCUUUGAAGAAUUACAUAGUCGACACAAUGGUAUUGAACUCGCUGCACACGGAACAUGCCAGUGGCUCCUGGAACAUAAGAAUCUCCUAGAAUGGAAACGCUUCUGCAAAGACAUGCUGUGGAUCAAGGGGAAACCCGGGUCUGGCAAGUCGACCUUGCUAAAGUUUGCACUCGAAAAGGUCCCGCCACUCUGCGACGCAAAAACUGUUGUGAUUUCGUUCUUCUUUCACGGCCGUGGCUACGAAUUACAACGGUCGCUGCUCGGCCUCUUUCGGUCCCUGCUAUAUCAACUGCUGGACAAGGUGCCCGGCGCGCUUUCGGACUUGAUCGACGACUUCAACCAUUAUUGCAUAACAAUGGGAGAGCCCGGGAUAAAAUGGAAUUGGCAUAUCGGGAAACUAAAAUCGUUCUUUCGUUCGUCACUUAUGCGAAUCCUGGAAAGGCGCUCAGUUCUCUUAUUCAUUGAUGCACUUGACGAGUGCGGGGAAGAAUCUGCUGUCGAGCUUAUAGAAUACCUUACGGAUUUGCUGUCGGACUGCAAAAAUAUGAAGUUCACAUUUGGUGUCAUCUUCUCAUGCCGUCAUUUCCCCAUCAUCGAGAUCAAGAAUGGGUGGACGAUAGUGCCUGAGGAGGAGAAUGAUGUAGACAUCGACACCUAUGUUCAACGCAAAAUCACGGCAGAUCAGAACUCUUCUAUCCAAAGCCUGAUUACCAGCCGGGCUCAAGGAGUCUUCAUGUGGGCCCGCAUUGUCGUGGACCAAGUUAACCGCAUGAAGCGUCGAGGCGAACCCGCAGGUGAAAUUGAGCGUGAAAUCAAGCGGACACCCAAGGAAUUAAACGCCCUUUACGAUGAACUUCUUCGGAAUGUAGAAGACUCAGAAGUAACCAUUAGGUUAAUGCAAUGGGUCUGUUUUUCUACCAGACCUUUGACAACCUACGAACUGCCGUGGGCCAUGGCGAUUGACCCUUACAAUUCAGACCAAACACUCGGCAGUUGCCAACAAUCAGACGAGUUCAUUACUGAAGACAAAAUGUUUAAUAGGAUUACUUCGCUGAGCUGCGGUCUUGCUGAGAUAGUCCCGGGCGAAGGACUUUCUGGCGGUUUAGGCAUCAUCCAGUUCAUUCAUCAAUCAGUAAAAGAUCACAUGGUCGAACAAGGAUUGUCGCGUCUGAACCGUACCGAAAGUAUAGACGGCUUGUUAGCACCCAACACUAACGGCCUCCUAUGUUUGAUUUGUAUUGGUUAUUUCAAUAUGAUCAUGUCUUCUCGUCUUGGACCUUUUGAUAAGGACUAUGCUACCAAAUUCCCUUUCUUGGAAUAUGCAACCACAUCAAUUGUGCCCCACUUAAAGUUUAGUGAGUCAGGAGUUAUUAGCCCAGAGGUCUUCCUGAAAGCUCUCCAUUGGCCAUCAAACUCUUUGGUUGAAUUAUGGGUCUCUGCAAACAACAAUACCAAGAAGGAUCUGCGGGAACGACUUGAAGAUGGUGCUAAUCUUGUACACAUAACAGCUAAAUUUGAGCUGGUAAAUCUAUUAUCUGAAAUACUUUUGGGCGAUUGUGAGGUUAGCAUCGAUUAUAAAGAUAACAGUGGUCGAACACCCCUAUUUUACGCGGCUGGGGAGGGAAAUGAGAAGACUAUGAGGGCUCUCCUAGAGACAGGCAAGGUUGAUGCCGACUCUAGAGAUAACGAAGGCCGAACGCCACUAUCAUGGGCAGCUCAAGGGGGCCUUGAAGCGGUUGUUAAGGCUCUCCUAGAGACAGGCAAGGUUGAUGCCGACUCUAGAGAUAACGACGGCCAAACGCCACUAUCAUGGGCAGCUAUAGUAGGCCACGAAGCAGUUGUUCAGACUCUGCUAGUGACAGGCAAGGUUGAUGCCGACUCUAGAGAAAACGAAGGCCGAACGCCACUAUCAUGGGCAGCUCAAGGGGGCUUUGAAGCGGUUGUUAAGACUCUCCUAGAGACAGGCAAGGUUAAUGCCGACUCUAGAGAUAACGACGGCCGAACGCCACUAUCAUUAGCAGCUGAAGAGGGCCAUGAAGCGGUUGUUAAGACUCUCCUAGAGACAAGCAAGGUUGAUGUCAACUCUAGAGAUAACGGCGACCAAACGCCACUGUCAUUAGCAGCUGAAGAGGGCCAUGAAGCGGUUGUUAAGACUCUCCUAGAGACAGGCAAGGUUAAUGCCGACUCUAGAGAUAACGGCGGCCAAACGCCACUAUCAUGGGCAGCUAUAAUGGGCCACGAAGCGGUUGUUAAGGCUCUCCUAGAGACAGGCAAGGUUGAUGUCAACUCUAGAGAUAGCGGCGGCCAAACGCCACUGUCAUGGGCAGCUAUAAUGGGCCACGAAGCGGUUGUUAAGACUCUCCUAGAGAAAGACAAGGUUAAUAUAGAUUCAAAGGAUAAAAAAAAUCGGACACCACUGUUAUGGGCAUCUAGGAACGGGUAUCAAAUGGUCGUUGAGGUACUUUUAGAAACAGGCAGGGUCGACAUUGAAUCUAGGGAUACAAUCUACGGCCAAACACCAUUAUCCUGGGCGGCUGAAAAUGGCCAUGAAGCAGUUGUUAAAACUCUACUAGGGACAGGCAUAGCGAACGUCGAAUCAAAAGACUACGACGGUCGAACGCCACUGUUAUGGGCAGCCAUAAACGGGCAUCAAACAGUCGUGGAAAUACUGUUAGAAACAGGCAAGGCUGAAAUUGAACUGAGAGACGACAUGGGUCGAACGUCUUUAUCUUGGGCAUCCGCGAAAGGUCACGAAGAGACAGUAUUAACAUUGGUCAACACACGAAACAUCAACAUCAACUCUGAAGAUACUGACGGUUUUACACCACUGAUGUGGGCAGGGUGGAAAUGUCACAAGGAGGUUUUCCGUAUUCUCUUUCGAGCCGAACGAUUCCCAGAACGCACGUACACCGAUGGAGUAUGUUUCCAGGCUUCCAGAUUCAUGUCAAUGGAUGAAUUGGAUAAGUUUGCAUUUGAAAUUGGCUAUGACUUUGACGACGACUUCUUCGGCUUGAAGUGGCUGUUCGGGAUUUCAGGGGAUGUUGUCAGAGAUAGGAGGGUUGGCACGAAGUGA
Colletotrichum truncatum is the source of this 4386-nucleotide messenger RNA. The record is from RefSeq and is a predicted model, not a curated record. Lineage: Eukaryota; Fungi; Ascomycota; Sordariomycetes; Glomerellales; Glomerellaceae.